UCAAAUUAAUUUAUACCAGUCAAUUAAUAAUAUCUCGCUAUAGGGGAAGUGUUCCAACCUGUUCAUGUUGCAGUCGGAACAUGGAUAUGUAACGGGCGGGUCUGCCCGAUACUAAUGGGACAACGAUAAACAGAUCUAUUCUUUUAUUUUCGUCAUGAAUACAUUCAUAAAAACAAUGCUUACCAAUUGGCAAUUACAAAUUGACUAUAUAUAGUCUAGGCUACGUGACUGUCACUCAAUCUCAACACAGUGAAUCUCUCAAUCUCUUCAAUUUUCACUCUCUCUGUCGUACACAGCGUUAUAUAUGUAACGUAAAACAGACGGCCGGGAUAUCCCGAGCCAGGACCUAUUGUGACGUAAGCACGUGCAGAAAUUUAUUAUAUAUAUCCCGAGAAUAUGAUUACAUAAGGAUACACUUAAUAACAGUAUAUAAAUUAAAACAUAUAGCAUAUAUGAUAUUUAUAUAUUCAAUAUUCAUGCACAUUUGCUCAUAUAUUGGGCAUGACCCAUCACAGGUAUAUAGCGCCAAAGUCAAUAAUGUGUUGUCUCGAAGAUGUGCCACGGCCGGAUGUUGAAUGUUAAAACGAAUUCAAUGUAUACAGAUGUUUUACAAUAAGGAACCCUGAACCGUUGUGGAUGUAUUCUUGUAGCAACCCUGAGAUGGUGAGCUUGGCAGGUUGUCUACAAAGCUGCAACCUCUGCCAUCCAAGCUCGUCAAGCAUAGCAGUCACGCUGUCUGUGGAGCUGUAGUUGCCAGUGACAACAUUAGAUGCUUUUCAUAUUCUAUAUGUUGGCCUAGGUAAUGGGGGUCUCACACGCUUGACAAAUACACUAUCCAUGGAUGCACAAAGGUGCUGUCUUGAUGUCCCUAGGGCAUGAUGACAGGUUGCACCUAAGAAAUGCUGUGGUGUCGCUGGCUUUUCUGCUGAUGGUGUUGCUGGCUUUGCUGCUGAUGAUGUUGCUGGCUUUUCUGCUGAUGGUGUUGAUGUGCUUAGGUUGUCCUGAUUGUAAUUCUGAGGUAUUUGACAUUCUUGCUGGUGCUCAUUGGCCUUGUUGUUGAUGUGAUAUGGCAUGUAUACCCUCCUUUUCUUCAUGAUAAUGUGAAUUGCCUCACAUUUUUCUGGUUUGAAGUGCAUCUGCCAUUGGUGCUCCCAUUCCUGGAGGUUGUUGAGGUCCUGUUAUAGAGUAGCUGCAGAACUGUAGCUCUCUGAAAAAAUAUUGUGACAACGAUUCCGUCACAAUAUUUUUUCAGAGAGCUACAGUUCUGCAGCUAGUUGUAGAGAGGCGCUGUCAUACAGGAGGCAGUCAUCUUGAGCAGCCUGACAUUGCUUGGUAGGUCAUUAAUGAACACCAGGAAUAGGAUCAGUCCAAGGGCAGACCCCACAGGUAACAGGUGCUGUGUCAGAUGAUUUCCCGUAUAUACUACGACCUUCUAUGUAUGUUCUCCAAGGAAAGCCUCAAUCUAAUGCGAUAAUGAUGUAGUUUGCAUAGAAGUUGUUGAUGUAUUGAGAUAAAUACAUGUAUUGUAUAAUUCAUAUUGAUGUAUUGAGAUAUGUAUCAUAUAGUAAGGUCUGCAUUAUUAACACAGAUCUUACGAUAUGAUACACAUGUAUGUAUUUCGAAACAUCAGCACGAUAUGAUACAUGUAUCCCACUAUUGAAACAAACUGAGUGUCGUUCCACCCCUGUAAUCAGAGGAUGAAACAUGAACAGAUGAUUUGAUUUCAUCAGGGAAUAAUUCAUUACAUUGUAAUUAUCAGAUUUACCAGUAGAGAUGUGUAUACGUUGUCAGUAUUUACUUUGUAUAUUUUCUUGUUUUUAUUAUUAUGACCUUAAAAUGCCACUGUGAGGGGACCAGGACUGAAUUUAAAAAUAUUUAUCUGGGUCAGAAAUUGAAUUUGGAUCAUCAGGAUCCCCAGGACUUCCUACUAGUCAAGUGCUCAACCCACUGAGCUAUAUCCAUUUCCAGUGAAUAAAUGGUCAAACAGUAAAAUUGCAUAAACAGUUGAACUGCAUUUCAUAAGACAAGAAUUAGGCAGACAAAAUAAUUUCAUCAUAAUAGAGGAAAGUUUGUCUUUUUUAAUGAAAUAUUUGUUUUCAGCUGCAUAUAGGAUAAUUUAGCUGUUGUGCGUGUAAUUGAUGAGGGGGCAUACCUCCAGUACUGAAGGCCUGUGUUGCUGUGAAUAUGAAGAUAAUCAGGGGCAGAGAAAUCACAUCUUGGCCUGUUGUUGUGAUUGCGAGGCUUUCGACCAUGCUGUAGACAGGUGUAUAACGUGUCGAAGUGUACCAGCUGAGACUAUGGAAAGAUUCUUCAAAACCUUAGAAGACCGUUGUCGUGUACCAGGCAUCAUGGGUCGGGGAGCCCUGAAAGUGCGACUGGAUGUGGUAGUUCCCAUCAUCAUCAUUCCUGUCUGUCUGGGGAUGGCCACUUGGGGACCCGUAAUGACCAUUCUGAUGCUGACAUUAAUGCCAAUAUUCCUGCUGUGGUUCUACCGGUUGUGGAAGAGAAACACUAAAAAAGACAAGACCUUGUUCUUUUACUCCUGGGGGCUGAUGUCGGUUGUGGUGAUAUUUGUGGUGUUUGAGUCGUGUGUGGUUGGCUUUCGUGAGAUUCUGCUUUGGGAGCAUCUACUGCUUCUCACUGCAAUGUUCUUCAUGCUCUAUAAUUUUGUGAUAACUAAAUUAAAUACACCAUACUUAAAAUCCAUAAAGCGACAAAGGAACUUUGAAAAGAUUAAUCAGUCAGACAGACGAGUUAUUUACGCUGAUGACAGUGUUAAAGUGCCAUUGAGUUUAGAAGAAAUGACAGCUGAUGAAUUGCCAGAAUCUGAUGUAAAAUGGCUGGAUUCGAGGCCCAUUACAAAUGGAAAACUUGUAACAUGGUGCCAGUCCUGUAACCUGAAAAAGCCUCCAAGAUCUGGCCACUGUAAUGUUUGUAAAGCUUGUGUGUCUGUCCGUGACCAUCACUGUGUCUGGAUUGAUGCUUGUAUAGGAGCUGAAAAUCACCGUAGCUUCAUUCUGUCUAUGAUGUUAUUUGUGUUCUGUGGUUACUAUGGAUCCCAUCUUUCCAUGACAACACUCUGCACGCCUAAGAUGUAUUUCGACUGGUUUUUAUUACCCAAUGACUGUCGUUUUUUGUACAUUGACUUACAAACGUCUGCUAGUUUUGUGGCGGCCUGCUACACAUUUAUGGCUUCCACCUGUAUGCUGUUUGGUCUAGUGUUCCAGUUCUUGUUGAUCAGCCAGAACUUAACCUCUCAAGAAUUCCACAUUGCCUCCAAGAGAAACAUGCUAAGGAGUGGUCUGUUUGCUACUAAAAAUGUGUACAACCAAGGCUUAAUCCACAACUGGUUCAAUUUCUGGCUGACAGGACGCAGUGACACACGGACAGGUGUCAUCACCUUAUAAUGCACACGCAGACAGCUCAUUUUUAGAAUUAUUUUUGUCUAUAUAUUGCCAUGUGUAUUUAGAUACCUGCAUUUUCUAUACACUUGCCAAAAUGUAAGCCCUAUUAAUGUUAUGGUACUGUAGGUUCCUAAAUAUGAUUGAGAAAUUUAUUUUCAUGUAAUUUUGCGAGAAGCAUCACUCGCAAAAUAAAAGUACUCGCUUUAAUUUUAUUUUUGCUAAUAUACAUGUAAAAAGUCUUGAUUAAGAGACCACUUGUGAAUUCAUGUUCUCCCGAUUUGAAGUCUACGAGUAAUUUUGCGAUAUAAAGUACUCUCGUAAAAUAAGAAAUCUACAGUAUUCUGUCAUUGUGGUGUGUGUAGUACGUUUUGCUGCGGUUUCAUCAGUUUUCUAUUGACCAGGAAAUACAAUUUCUGCCCAUAACCAAAAAACGAUGCUAAUAGUUCUGCAUAAAAUUACAUGUGAAUGAAGCUAUUCUAGGAACAUUAUAUCUCUGAAAUUUGAUGCCCACAAAAAAUUAUAAAUUCUCAGUACGGUAUGUCAUAAUAGUAAAUAGAUUUAUUUGGUAUCCUGUCACAAUAUAUACAUGUACUAGGAAAGCAUAAUCUCAUUGGGAAUUGAACAAGGAAAGACAUACUCUUUAAAAGACAUUAUGUCAUAUCCAUGUAUUAUUAAAAUGAUACAAAAAAAUGUUUGAAUAUCAAGGAUUUGAAUUGUGACAUUAUAAAACAGGACAGCUCUUUAAAGCUCAAGAGCUUAAAGGGAUUGAUUAACAAUUUCCCCCAAAAUUUUGUUUUUCAUCAUGACAGAUACUCAUUAUAGAGAGUUUAUUAUUUCUUUUGAAAACAAGAUUGCGGUAUGUUAUUGUUUACGAAAUUUGCCAAAGAAAUGGAUAUCGAUCUAAAUUUAUUAUAUCUUUUGCAUUUCAAGCAUUCUUCGGGUAAAAUGUGUCAUCUAAAAGUUAAAAUUUGUGACUGCAAAAUAAGAUGCUUUACAUACAAAA
Molecule: messenger RNA, 4407 nt
Organism: Ostrea edulis (European flat oyster)
Lineage: Eukaryota; Metazoa; Mollusca; Bivalvia; Ostreida; Ostreidae
Product: palmitoyltransferase ZDHHC23-like
Biological process (GO): protein targeting to membrane; peptidyl-L-cysteine S-palmitoylation
Cellular component (GO): endoplasmic reticulum; Golgi apparatus
Molecular function (GO): protein-cysteine S-palmitoyltransferase activity
Source: RefSeq, a predicted model, not a curated record